UUCCUUUUCUUUAUUAUUCUCGGCUUUUUGUCUAUUUUAUUAAUUCCCAAUCGACAGAGGAUUCAUCUUAUUUCCCUUCCGCAUUCCACAAAUAGUCGCUUGUAAUUUACUUUUCUGUCAGACAGCCCACUAAAGCAGAAUGCCCGCCCCAUCGCUGCUGUCGCACGACGACAGGAGCACCAUUUUAAAAGCCCAGCCAAAACCCAAGCACAGUGUCGUUGGAGCAGCAAUCGCGCGGCUGUUUGUCGCGUACCCCGACCGGAGAAGGUGGUCGUACACGCACCGCUUUGGAGGCCUGGUGCUGGUGAAGGACACGCACAAUAAUGACGCAUCCUUUCUGCGGAUUGUCAAUCUGAGCCCAGGUGGGGAGCAAGUCAUAUGGGAGCAGGAGCUCUACCGCGGAUUUGAGUUUACCAAGCAGACGCCCUUUUUCUUUACAGUUGUCGGCGAUGAGCACGUCUUUGGACUGGACUUUGCAGACCCAGACGAGGCGGCCAGGUUUGAAGACAAGGUGAAAAAGCGCGCGCGCAAAAUAAUGAAGCAGGUUGCGGUGGCGCCGUCCUCUGGGCCGAGCGCCACGCAAAGGUCACUUAACCUUGACGACGACAAGUACAGAAAGUUGGUCAAGGCGCUGGCGGCCUACAACAUCACCGAGAAUAUGCUCGAUGAUCCAAGCACCGCAAACCUCAUCAAGGACUUUGUCAAGCAAAACGGCAGUGUUGACAACAUGAUUCGCUCUGCACACCCGGCAGCCCCGUUGCAGACCCCUCCCCCACCGCCUCCACCUCCGCAGUCUCAGCCGCCGCCGCCACCGCCAUCGCAGCACGUCGCAACUUCGGCGUAUAGCUCAGGUCCAGGACGACGGGCAGCUUUGCCUCAUCAGGCCCCGCCGCCUCCGCCGCCCAGACGAAAUGCACCACCACCCCCGCCGCCGCGGCAAAGAACCCGGCCCUUAUCGCCAGUGCAGAUUCGGUCUGCUCCAACCCAACCGCAGCAGCAGCAUCAGAUGCCACCGCCGCCGCCUCCUCCGCCAAGACAUGCGCGCCGGUCUCCGCAGCCACAGUCUGCAGCUCCGCCACCACCGCCACGUCUUUCGCUUAACGGGUCGUCUCCAGUUUAUAAAUCGCAGCCUGAACAUUAUACAACCUCGGCACCGUUGCUGCCACCGCCUCAGAGCCGGCCAGCACUACCUCCACAGGCGCCACCAAUGGCACCUCCGAUGGCACCUAAUCCACCUACAUCCCGGCCUCCAAUGGCACCGCCGAUGGCUCCACCGAUGGCGCCUCCAAUGGCACCUAAUCUACCUACGUCUCGGCCUCCGAUGGCGCCUCCAAUGGCUCCUCCAAUGGCGCCUCCGAUGGCACCUAAUCUACCUACGUCUCGGCCUCCAAUGGCUCCUCCAAUGGCUCCACCGAUGGCUCCUCCAAUGGCUCCACCGAUGGCUCCUCCAAUGGCUCCACCGAUGGCGCCUCCAAUGGCACCUAAUCUACCUACGUCUCGGCCUCCAAUGGCUCCUCCAAUGACUCCACCGAUGGCGCCUCCAAUGGCACCUAAUCUACCUACGUCUCGGCCUCCGAUGGCGCCUCCAAUGGCUCCACCGAUGGCGCCUCCGAUGGCACCUAAUCUACCUACGUCUCGGCCUCCAAUGGCUCCUCCAAUGGCUCCACCGAUGCUACCUCCAGGCCCGCCAACCCAGGCACCCCCUCCUCCGCCCCCAACAUCCACGCAGGAAAAUGAUGGCCCUUUGCCUAUAUCAUCUGUGGGCGGUGAUUCCAGGAACAUGCUACUCGCUUCGAUCCGUGGCACUGGAGGCAUCGGCGGCUUGCGCAAAACCAAAGCCAGCUCACCGAACUGCGAAACUGACAGCUCGGCUGCUCCGCAGGCAAAGUCUCCUAGAAGUGCCUCUCCCGUAGCUAAGCCCGGGGCCAACCUCACCAAUGCACUUGCAAAUGCAUUGGCACAGCGCAACAAGGCCAUUGCCGGAGAUUCUGACUCUGAAGAGGAUGAUGACGACGAAUGGUAGGCUUCCAUCCCCUUUCUGCAUGCAGGAACAAGGGCGCAUUUAUGCGCAGCGUUCUGGCCGCGCGCCCCCUACGCCAAAUUUUCAAUCAAAUAAAAUACCAGCUUAAAUAGUUAUACUUAUGUGCCUUGUUAAAUCGGAGGCUGGUGGGCCUAGGCUGCUCAGGCCAGGUUGCCGUCACACAUGUCACCCAUGCGCAUAUAUUUGAGGCACAUCAAAGGUGGCUAUUAAACAUAUCACACAUGAAAACGCCACUUUUUUUACUCGAGUUCUCUCAAUGCUCCAAAGAUACACAGGGUUUUCAGCCGUCGCUGAUGUCCUUAAAUAAACAGGCGAGGGAUCACGGCACCCAGCUGCUGGUUUCUUUUUUGGUAAUGUUCUUUAAUAUCAGUUUGCACCCUUGCUAAAUAUCCAAGUAAUUUCACCA
Molecule: messenger RNA, 2447 nt
Organism: Kickxella alabastrina
Lineage: Eukaryota; Fungi; Kickxellomycota; Kickxellomycetes; Kickxellales; Kickxellaceae
Product: WH1 domain-containing protein
Exons: 2
Coding region: 140-2023 (627 amino acids)
Molecular function (GO): actin binding
Source: RefSeq, a predicted model, not a curated record